AUGAAGGUAACGAACGAAAAAUCUAGGCCUUUAGGAGCCACCCCCACGCGCGGGGGUGGCGCGGGCGGCGGCGCCGUCGCCACCCCCGAGCCCUCCCUGCUGCGCUCGCUGCGCCGCCGCUCGCUGCGCGCGCGCAGGGCCAAGUCGCUGCUGCUGCCCUCGCAGACGCAGGAGAAGCGCAAGUCGGGUGAGUCGAGCGAUAAGUCGUGUUCCACGGCGCUAUCUUUCACGUGUCAGUGCGACGAGGUAGUGUCGUUUGCAAGAGUUGCAUUGCUCGUUGCUUCAUGUCAUCCACGUGUCAUCCAAGUUAAUCGACCAUUGUACCCGGCCGCCGCCCCCCCCUCUCAGCCGAAGUCCGUUACGCCCCGUGCGUGGCAGGGCGCCCACCUGCCGCCGCCGCCGCCGCCAGGGCUCGUGCCGCCGGCGCGGCGCGGCGCGGGCGGAGCCAGCAGCGCUCAGCCGUGCCUGCGUGGGGGCGUGCGUGCGUGCUUGCGGGCGGCCGGCUGGCUGGCUGGCCGACUGACUGGCUUCCGCGCCAACACGGGGUCACGGCCGUAG
Messenger RNA from Gryllus bimaculatus (two-spotted cricket), 558 nucleotides. The record is from the annotation of a GenBank genome assembly. NCBI's taxonomy places the organism in Eukaryota, Metazoa, Arthropoda, Insecta, Orthoptera, Gryllidae.